GGUCAGUCCAAGUGAGAGAGCUGUGAGGCUUACAGGAAGGAAGGAGAUGGUUCCCGGGAACUCGAGAAAUUUUGGAGGCGAAUCUACAUCGACUGGAAAAAAAGACUGUCUCACUUACACGAAUCUAUCAAAAAACUCAAAGAGAAACAGAGCAAAAAAAAAAAGGUCAUAUAAUUGAGGGAAAAAUAAAAAGAAACGACGCCUGAGAGAUUCGAACUCUCGCGGGGAAACCCCAUGUACUUAGCAGGCACACGCCUUAACCACUCGGCCAAAGCGUCGUGUGACAAGUGUCCCUGCAUUUUAGCUAUAAAAUUGCAAGUACUUAUCGUUAUCCAGCACGAGCAGUCGCACCACUGUAAACAAAUGUCCAUUGGUUUUGGAGGACAUGUUUCCAAUCCCCUAGCUUCCUUCCUAUCUCCCCAUAAUUCUCUCUGUUGCACCACUUUCAAGUCCACCACUUUAUCAUGCACUCCCAACAUUGUUUCAAAUGCUUUUGUGAUGAAACUGAAAGCACCCAUGAAGCAUCUUCCCAGGGGUUUUCGGCACUGGCAGCAGAUGCUCCAUGGGAUAAUGGAAGUGUGUGGAGCACUAUGGCUUCUAUAUGUUCAGUUGCACAUUCCUAUAUGUUUUGGAGGGUUGUCCGUGGCCGCUCAUCUGUUGCAUGAACCUACUCUUGAUCCACAGACAGAGGCAAUAUCAUUGCUUGAGAGCUCAUUGCAGCUCUGUUGCUUCUGCAGAGUACAGCUAAGCCACAAUAGAAGUUUGUGGAUUUCUUCAAGGCUAACAAACCAUCAAAAGAAAGGAGCUGGCUGUUGGCAUCAUUCGUAGGAUGUGGCUUUCUGUUCGCGUUGGUUUUCUUCCUUCUUUGCUGAUAGAGUCGUUGGGCCCAAGGUUAGCGUAAUUCUCUGGUUUUCUUAUUAUACUUAAUAACCGAAGGUAAUCUGCACAAAAACAAACUGACCAAAAUGAACCAAAGGCAAUCAGAAACCUGGAAGCAUAUAUUUUGUUGCAUGGCCUGAUGACUUGGUUUGCUGCUGACAUGAUUCUGCAGCUGACACUCUAGCGCUACUUAGUGAUUCGUAAACACAUAUUUUAGAUAACGAGAUGGCAGGAUUUCAGCAUUUUUAUGUUGGUUGAUGUUUGGUAGCGGCGAAUGAUAUCAUAGAAAUAGGAUCUCAAAACUGCAUCACACAAGUCUAAUACGUUUCCGUUGUCAAAUUCUUCUCAAAUUCUUAUUACAUCCCAUUCAUUUUUCUCUAAACGAAAAGAUCAGCAGUUUAACAAUGUUCUGGAAAUGCUGUUCUCUUUCAAGCACUGAAGGAAAUCUUGUCAAUUAAGCAGCAACAUCUCACAAGCUGCUUGUGUCCUCGUAUACUGCAUUGUCACUCCCGUGCUGGAAGAAACUGUAAAUUUGGUCCACUACGAAAUGGCAGUCUGCGGUUUUGAAAAGCUCGGCUAUUUUUAGUGCAGCUCACUCAUCAGGUGAGAAUUUCUUACAGUUGUUCAUCAUUGGAUGUGUACUUGGAUGUUCUUAUUCUUGGACCGGAAACUUGAGCUCUUACUCGAUUUUGUAACCACUUUAAGUAACUCGCACU
This is a messenger RNA of Pyrus x bretschneideri (Chinese white pear), 1595 nucleotides long. RefSeq lists its product as uncharacterized. The record is from RefSeq and is a predicted model, not a curated record. The coding region runs from base 235 to 828 and encodes 197 amino acids. The transcript is spliced from 3 exons. NCBI's taxonomy places the organism in Eukaryota, Viridiplantae, Streptophyta, Magnoliopsida, Rosales, Rosaceae.